GUCCCGUCCGGUCCCCGUGCGGUUCCCGUCCCGUUCCCGUCCCGUCCCGGCCGCCGCAGCAGCGGGGGUCGCGGCCGGAGCCGGCGGCGCCUCGGUGGUUUCGGGGGUCCGGUGUCCGGUGGUGUCCGGUCCCGCCCGGGGUCGGAGGGCGGCGAUGCUGUCGAAGAGCGGCCCCGCGGGCCCCGCGGGCCCCGCCCCGCCGCCGGCCUCCCCCGGCCCCCGCGGCCGCUUCAGCGGGCUGUGCUGGCCGCAGGUGCGGCGUCUGGACGCCAUCCUCAACGAGCCCGUGCCCAUCCACGGCCGCGGAAACUUCCCCACGCUCACCGUAAGGCCGCGACACGUCGUGCAGGUGGUCCGGAGCCGGCUGGAGCAGCGGGGGGUCCCCGUCCACAACGUGCGGCUGAACGGCUCAGCCGCCAGCCACGUCCUCCACCAGGACAGCGGCCUGGGCUACAAGGACCUGGACCUGAUCUUCGCCGUGGACCUCCCCGGCGAGGACACGUUCCAGCUGGUCCGCGACGUGGUGCUGGACUGCCUGCUGGACUUCCUGCCGGCCGGGGUCAGCAAGGAGAAGAUCACGCCGCUCACCCUGAAGGAGGCCUACGUGCAGAAGCUGGUCAAGGUGUGCGCCGACGGCGACCGCUGGAGCCUCAUCUCGCUGUCCAACAACCGCGGCAAGAACGUGGAGCUCAAGUUCGUCGACACGCUGCGCCGCCAGUUCGAGUUCAGCGUCGACUCGUUCCAGAUCGUGCUGGACUCCCUGCUGCUGUUCGGCGAGUGCUCGGACGCGCCCAUGAGCGAGGCCUUCCACCCCAGCGUGACCGGCGAGAGCAUGUACGGCGACUUCGGCGAGGCCCUGGGCCACCUGCGCCGCCGGCUGAUCGCCACCCACCACCCCGAGGAGAUCCGGGGCGGGGGGCUGCUCAAGUACUGCAACCUGCUGGCCCGGGGCUUCCGGCCGGCCCCGGGCACGGACAUGAAGGCCCUGCAGCGCUACAUGUGUUCCCGCUUCUUCAUCGACUUCUCGGAGCUGGCGGAGCAGCAGCGCAAGCUGGAGUGCUACCUGCAGGACCACUUCGCCGGCCUGGAGGACCGGCGCUACGACUGCCUGCUCACCCUCUACCGCGUGGUCGACGAGAGCACCGUCUGCCUCAUGGGCCACGAGCGCCGUCAGACGCUCAACCUCAUCGCCGCGCUGGCCCUGCGCGUCCUGGCCGAGCAGCGCCUGCUGCCCACCGUCGCCAACGUGGCCUGCUUCUACCGGCCGGCCCCCUUCGCCGGCGAGCUCAACGUCAACUACUACGUGGCCCGGGUCCAGCCGCUCCCGCCCUGCGGCCGCGCCUACCCCACCUGGCUGCCUUGCAACUGAGGGGACGGCGGGGGUUCCGGGGAGGGGCCGCGCCCGCCCCGACCGGCCCCGGGGCCUCGCCGGACGGAGACCCCGACCGCCCUCCCGGGGGCUGGGCCUCCCCAGCCGCGCCCGGCGACGCCGCUGUGCCGUGGUCCGUCUACCGAGGGGGUCGGGGUGGGGAAACCGGGGUGCGGGGCGGGAGGGGAGCGGCCGGGGAGCCUGCCGGUCGCUCCCCGGAGCGGCGAGGGGCUUGCUGGGGUGCGGCCGCCGCGAAGCCGUCUGCGCCCCCGGGGCUCCCGGGGCUGCCGC
Molecule: messenger RNA, 1660 nt
Organism: Ornithorhynchus anatinus (platypus)
Lineage: Eukaryota; Metazoa; Chordata; Mammalia; Monotremata; Ornithorhynchidae
Gene: TENT5B
Product: terminal nucleotidyltransferase 5B
Exons: 2
Coding region: 155-1369 (404 amino acids)
Biological process (GO): mRNA stabilization
Molecular function (GO): poly(A) RNA polymerase activity; RNA binding
Source: RefSeq, a predicted model, not a curated record